Molecule: messenger RNA, 1993 nt
Organism: Myxocyprinus asiaticus (Chinese sucker)
Lineage: Eukaryota; Metazoa; Chordata; Actinopteri; Cypriniformes; Catostomidae
Gene: abi3b
Product: ABI family, member 3b
Exons: 5
Coding region: 119-1234 (371 amino acids)
Cellular component (GO): lamellipodium
Molecular function (GO): SH3 domain binding
Source: RefSeq, a predicted model, not a curated record
UGUUCAUUUCCAUCACUCAAUAGUGCACCUUAGUUUUGUCUGACCAGAGUGAGUGGAAAGAAACCAUUACCAGAAGCAUUCUCCAUCUUAUCCUCAAAUAUCUCUAGAGACCUUCAUAAUGAGAGACAACAGUUGCAAAGAGCGCAUAGACAAAAUCCUUCAAGAGGCUCCGACUGCAAGAAAAGCUCUUCUAGACAACUACAGCAAUCUGCACAAGGUGGCCGAUUACUGUCAGAACAAAUACCUAAAUGUGGCGGACACCAAAAGUGUCAUUGAAGAGUCCAAGGCACUCACCACCCAGGCCCUUGCCAGUGUCACAUACCAGAUAAACAAUCUGGCCACCUCUAUACUGAAGCUUUUAGAUGCUCAGACUGUUCAGCUCAAACAGAUGGAGUCCUCCAUCAACAUGUUGACACUGACAGUUGGCAUAUAUAAGGAGAAUAUUGCACGGAGAGAGAUUGGAGUGCUGACCAAACAGACCAAAAUUCCCCGGACUCAAAAGAUGGUUCCACCAGCAAGUGGACUAGAGCCGUUUCGCAUGUACAGACGUGUCCCCAUAUCCUACACCUGCUUAGACAAACUGGGACAUGGCCACUGGGAAAGCAACAAAACUGAGGAGCCAAAAGAGGAAACCGACAACAUUGACUCUUUCCAACAAUUCGGUAUACUGGAGACCAGAACCUUCAUCUUGUCUUUUGUGGGUAUUGCUGUUCCUCCUCCGUCAGUGCCUGACUGGGUGGGUUCUAGUGUCACAGCUCCUGCUGAUCUCUCUCCAGCUUCACCGUCUCCUUUACCCAUAUCUGCCUGCUCCCCGUCUCUACCUCCAUAUGCCUAUCCAGAGUUAUCCAUGCUGCCUCCUCCACCUCCUCCAGAUGACGAGAUGGAAGUCUCUCCACACCCACCACCUCCUCCCUCUCCUCCUCAGGACAACAUGCCAUUUUCUAUUCCACCACCUCCUCCACCUAGUUCUGGAGGCUCUUUUGUACCUCUUCCACCACCUCCACCUGCCCAAAACACCUCAGUGCCUUCAGCAAACACUCCACCUCCUCUUCAGGGCAAGAUGGCUGUUCCACCAGCUCCUCCUCCUCCUAGCUCUGGGUACAGUUGUUCAUCGUUAGCCUCACUGCCACCUCCACCUCCUCAAAAUGCCUCCAUGGUGCCACCGUCCCCUCCUCCACCUCCAAAUAUUGGCGGAAAAUUUGUUCCACCUCCCCCACCUCCUCUCCCAUUUUGAAUGUUGAAUUUCAAUGUUGACUUUAUUUGGAAGACUAUAAAACAGUUGACUUGAUAAGAAUUGUAUUGUUGUGUUUUAUAUGAAAUACUAUGCAACUCACCUUUACAAGUAUAAAGUUUUAUGGUAUAAAGCUCUGUAGGUCCAUAUAAUGCAAGUGAAAGUUGGCCAGAACUUUGAAUCUUCAAAAAGCACAUAAAGGCAGCAUAAAAGUAAUUCUCCAGUGGUUAAAUCCAUGUCUUCUGAAGAAAUAUGAUAGGUGUGGGUGAGAAACAGAUCAAUAUUUAAGUCCUUUUUUACUAUAAAUCUCCAGCCCCUGGAGUGUUAAUACCUUAUAUUCCUUUGACCAGCCCCAACCAGUAGGUGGUGAUAUGCAUGAAGAAAGUGAAUUGCCAAAAGAAUAAGAAUGUGAAAGUGAAAGUGGAUAUUCAUAGUAAAAAAGACUUACAUAUUAUCUGUUUCUCACCCACACAUAUCAUAUCACUUCUAAAGAUAUGGAUUUAACCACUGGAGUCGUAUGGAUUACUUUUAUGCUGCCUUAAUAUGCUUUUUGGAGCUUCAAAGUUUGGUCACCAUUCACUUUCAUUGUACGGACAUACAGAGCUAAGAUAUUCUUCUAAAAUCUUUGUUUGUGUUCUGCAGAAGAAAGAAAGUCUUACACAUCUGGGGUGGCAUGAGGGUGAGGAAAUGAUGAGAGAAUUUUCAUUUUUGGGUGAACUAUCCCUUUAAAUGUUUUAUAUUAUUAAGCAUAUUAAAGUAUAA